Messenger RNA from Peromyscus leucopus (white-footed mouse), 2287 nucleotides. RefSeq names its product multidrug and toxin extrusion protein 2-like. The record is from RefSeq and is a predicted model, not a curated record. Gene Ontology annotation, biological process: xenobiotic detoxification by transmembrane export across the plasma membrane. Lineage: Eukaryota; Metazoa; Chordata; Mammalia; Rodentia; Cricetidae. Gene Ontology annotation, cellular component: membrane. Gene Ontology annotation, molecular function: xenobiotic transmembrane transporter activity; antiporter activity.
AUGGAGCUCGCCGAGGACAGCCUGGGCGCCAUCCGGCUUCCAGAGCCACCCGACGCCCCGCAGUGGCGCAUCCCUGGCGGCCUGCGGGGAGCGCUGUCCCCUGGGGUGCUGCGGGAGGCAGCCGCGCUGGUGGCGCUCGCGGGCCCGGUGUUCUUGGCGCAGCUGAUGAUCUUUCUCAUCAGCAUUGUCAGUUCCAUCUUCUGCGGACACCUGGGCAAAAUCGAGCUGGACGCCGUGACACUCGCUGUCUCCGUUGUGAAUGUCACUGGGAUUUCAGUGGGAACCGGCUUGGCCUCAGCUUGUGACACGCUGAUGUCUCAGUCCUUCGGAGGCAGGAACCUGAAGCGCGUGGGGGUCAUACUGCAAAGGGGCAUCCUCAUCUUGCUGCUCUGCUGUUUCCCGUGCUGGGCCAUCUUCCUGAACACCGAGCACCUGCUCCUGCUCUUGGGGCAGAACCCGGAAGUCGCCAGGAUAGCCCAGGUUUAUGUGAUGAUUUGCAUCCCUGCUCUUCCUGCAGCGUUCCUGUUCCAGCUGCAGACACGGUAUUUACAGAGUCAGGGCAUCAUUAUGCCCCAGGUUAUUGUUGGGAUCGCAGCAAAUGUUGUCAACGUGGGCAUGAAUGCCUUCUUGCUGUACGCCUUGGACCUCGGAGUGGUAGGAUCAGCCUGGGCCAACACCACCUCCCAGUUCUUCCUGUCUGCCCUGCUUUUCCUCUAUGUGUGGUGGAAGAGGAUCCACGUCCUCACCUGGGGAGGUUGGACGAGGGAAUGCCUCCAGGAGUGGAGCUCCUACACCCGCCUGGCCAUCCCCAGUAUGUUCAUGGUGUGCAUCGAGUGGUGGACCUUCGAGAUUGGGACCUUCCUUGCAGGCCUUGUUAAUGUGACAGAGCUGGGAGCCCAGGCUGUCAUCUACGAGCUGGCGUCUGUUGCCUACAUGGUGCCCUUUGGCUUCGGUGUGGCUGCCAGUGUCCGCGUGGGCAAUGCCCUGGGGGCAGGGAAUGCUGAGCAGGCCCGAUGUUCCUGUACCACGGUUCUUCUGUGUGCUGGUGUCUGUGCGCUCCUGGUGGGAAUUCUGCUGGCGGCCUUGAAGGAUGUGGUUGGCUACAUAUUCACCAAUGACAAGGACAUAAUUUCCCUUGUGAGUCAAGUGAUGCCCGUCUUUGCUCCAUUUCAUCUGUUUGAUGCGCUUGCGGGCACCUGUGGCGGGGUCCUGAGAGGUACCGGAAAACAAAAGAUAGGCGCUAUCCUGAACGCCAUUGGUUACUACGGGUUUGGUUUUCCUAUCGGAGUAUCUCUGAUGUUUGCUGCUAAACUUGGAAUAAUAGGCCUCUGGUCCGGACUGGUAGUCUGUGUUUUCUCCCAGGCCCUCUCAUAUUUAAUCUACAUCAUGAGGACAGACUGGAAUAGAGUUGCAGAGCAGGCACAAGUUCGAGCUGGGCUAAAAAGCAACAAGGAGACAAUACCCAUGCCAGCAGAUCUGCCCGUCUUGGAAAGAGAAGUUGUUGAUGGAGUGAUUUUGCCUGAUAUCAUCAGACCGGAGAGCCAGGCUGGCCAGCUGGUAGUAGAAGAAAGCAGCCAGCAUGCGGUGCCCACCGUCGGGGGUCUGACGGGGAGACAGCUGAUCAUCUAUCGUGGGAUGGCUCUGACUCUUUCUGUUGCUGUCCUCAUAGCGGGGAUUGUAGUGCGGGUUCUCAGUGACCGUGGCUAAGAUGGGGUGCUCACCAGCCUGUGGACUGGUGAUAAUUGUGUGCCAUGUCCUGAACAUGGACAUGAGCUUGUCAGUGGAACAGAAGCUUCUCUUAACUGUGGGUAGCAACGCUGCCCGUGAGCGUCUUGGUUACACUGAGACCCCACCCCACUGUACUGCAGGUCAAGAAAGAUGCAGUGUGCUUGCCUGGUGUGAGCAAGGCCCUGUGUGUUGUUCAGCACUAGGAUGUGUAUGUGUGUGUGUGGUGGUGGUGGGGGGAUGAACAAAUGGAUGAAUAGCUAUCCAAAUUUGGGGGUGUGCUGGGGAUAGAAUCCACAAGCCUCAGCACAUGCUGGGCAAGUGUUCUACCACUGAGCACUCCCAAGCCCCCAGAAGCUCCGCUUUUAAGAAUGCUUUCACCUUAUCAUGGUUUCCAAAUGCGUCAGUUUGAUUUUUCCCUACUGUAAAUGUGCUUUUACUCUUCCAUGCAUCCUCUGCUGCUGGAUCCUCACAGUGAGUGAAUAUCAGGUACCUCUUCUACCUCUGUCUAUGUAAUGUGCCACAGAAGCACUUAUAAAAUAAAUACCUAAGAUCUAAAAUA